GAGCAGGGCGGCUCCGGGCGCCUGUUGGGCGGUCUCGGCUCGUGCUGGGGUGCCCCCCGCCUCCCCGCUUGCGUGCUGGCUGCUCUCCGCUUCCAGGCCGCGAGUGGCACAGGGGUGCUUGGCCACGGGCGUUUGGGUUCGGCUGCACAAGUCUAGGAAGCUCUCUCCCUUCCUACAUUAGUAAUAAAAGUGCUGGCGCUUAGGUAGACCAGGCUGCCUGCUGCCCAUGGCUUUCAGGGACGUGAAUGCAAGAAGACAUAUUGGACUUCAGCAACUCUCAUCCUUGGCAGUAGCUGGAAGAACAUUAUUGGGGCCAAUGAAAUCAUGUAAAUUCAUUGUGGAUGAAAGCACCAACCAAAGCACGUUGAUUUGUUCUGCUGUUAGACUGAUUGAAAGUUUGGAUUUAACUACUGCUGCUGGACAGCUUCUUAAUGAAACCAUUCAGGCACAAAACAAGGAGUUUAAGACUGGGAUGAGUACCCUGUUGUUUCUCGCUGGUGCGUGGAGCAAUGCUAUAGUGGAGUGCCUCCAGCAGAAUGUUCCUGUUUCAGCAAUAGUAUCUGUGAUGACCGAGGGGUUGAACUCUUGCUGUGAGAGAGUCCAGUGUCUUCAAAUAGCAAUACAUGAUGUAAAUAAAGAGCUGUGUUCUAGCAGUGUUAAGCCAAAUGCUUUUAAAAACAAAACUCACCAAAUUGGAUGUGACAGUCUCCUAAAUCCUCAGAUUUCCCUGUAUCCUCAGAAAGAUAUUUCUGCACCAGAAGAAGUAAUUCCAAUAAAUUCUUGUUCCCGUCAAGAAAAUGAUUGUAAUUUUAACGAGGACUUGGUUUCACCUUUGGCCAGCUUUGGUUCAAUAGCUUCUCUUGUCAAACCGGCGGGUGACAGAAGUACAUCUGUGAUUUCUGGAAGUGAUGUUUUCGCAUCCAGCUGUAACAAACAAAAGUUAACCCAUAGCAGAUACUUCAGCACUCUAGGAACAUGCAAUUUUUCAAAUCAUCAAAGUAGCUUUCAGGGAUACCUUUCAGGACCGUCAGCAGAUCCAUGUGAAUGUUACGGUUUAGGACACCUGGCCAUGGCUCUGAGCCACGGAAAUCAGGCUAGCACAAAACUGCUACAAAGCAUCGUCAAGUAUCAACAAGAGAGAGCAGAAUACAGUGGCUCUUCCCAGUUUAAUAUUGCAGAAAUUGUGACGUGCUGUUUACUGGGCCUGCCUGAAAGCUAUUCUCAUGUCUCCCCAGGAUUUGUCACAUUAGUAUCACCAGAACAAGCCACAGUUAUCAAAUACAUUGAAGACAAACCCCUUCGGAUUCUGCUAAUGGAUGGUGACUUAAGUGAACAAUAUCGUCACUUAGGUUUUAAUAGACCAUGUAACGUAAGGACCAUAUUGGAGCAUCCUAGACUACAGGAAGGCAGAGAAGGAGACUUGUGGCUAAGCAGUAUGUUAGAUAUUCUGAUAAGCUUUGAAGUAAACUUGGUUUUGGUCAAAGGGAAUGUGUGUGAAAACUUAAUGGAAAGAUGCAUAGCAAACAGUGUCUUGGUAAUUGGUUCUGUGUCUCGGGAUGUGUUGUGUGCCUUUGGGGAGGUCACCAGUGCCCAGCCAGUGACAUACCUCACCCAGGUGAACGCUGGUUGCGUGGGGAGUGGGGCCCAAGUGGAGCUGUGGAAGGUCUGCGACGGGCGUGCAAUGGAUUUGGGUGAGCUUGUGCCAGUCAGGAUAAAGGCGCGAGGAAUUCCGCUGCUCACGGCCGUGCUUACCACCACUGUAGCAUCAAAGAUGCAGCUCAUUGAAGACCAGUUCUGGACUUUAGCAUAUCGACUCCAUCACGCUUUAAAUGACAAGAAGGUUUUUCUUGGUGGUGGUGCAGUGGAGCUCUUGUGCCUUAGUCACAUUCAGACGCUUGCAGAACAGCCUUUAGAGCCAGCAAAUAAAAAUGCCAUGAAAGCGUUUCACAUUCCUUGGCUGGCAGCAUCUGCGACAGAGUAUAAAUCAGUUGUGCUGCCAGCAUUAGCAAGCGGCUGGAAGCAGUAUCUUUCAGUGGUUAUGUGUAACACUGCGAAAGCUGCAUCGGAGUUGGAAGCAUGUACCUUAGUUGAUCAUCACCUCAAAAAAGCAGCUGACUGUGGCUCUCCCUCGGCAUAUAUAUGGAAAGAGUUUAGAAGAGGUGAUCUGCUCAGGGGUGGCUCUGGUCCCUUUGCUGACCAUGGGGUGGGUUUAAACGUUUAUGAUAAUGUUACAGCUAAGACAGAGGCGUGGCGGAGAGCUCUAGACUUGGUGCUACUAGUCCUUCAAACAGAUGCUGAAAUUAUCACAGGUCCCAAAAGGAAUCAGCUAUUGAAGUCACAAGUGUCAAGUGAAUUUAUGUUUUUAUAGGACUUGCAGGCUUUAUUUAUAGGUCCAUGAAUUGGUGGAAGAAGUCCAGGUGCAGCCUACAUUUCUUUAUCAUUUAUAAAGUAAAUGUUUAGAUGUGAUUAUGACUUUAGUGUAACAGCAGAAAUCAAAAUGUGAGACAGUCACAAGGUAGAUACAAUUUCUCAUUUCUAGAACCAGGAGUUAAAUAACAAA
This is a messenger RNA of Athene cunicularia (burrowing owl), 2560 nucleotides long. RefSeq names its product Bardet-Biedl syndrome 12 (gene BBS12). Bases 227 to 2368 code for a protein of 713 amino acids. NCBI's taxonomy places the organism in Eukaryota, Metazoa, Chordata, Aves, Strigiformes, Strigidae. The transcript is spliced from 2 exons. Gene Ontology annotation, biological process: chaperone-mediated protein complex assembly; photoreceptor cell maintenance. The record is from RefSeq and is a predicted model, not a curated record.